This is a messenger RNA of Schistosoma turkestanicum, 3748 nucleotides long. The record is from the annotation of a GenBank genome assembly. Lineage: Eukaryota; Metazoa; Platyhelminthes; Trematoda; Strigeidida; Schistosomatidae.
GAAGUCUUUUGUCUGUCUAUAUAACGAAAAUGAUUCGAACUUAUCAUUUCCCUGAGAAACUGUUUGACAGUUUAUGGACAUAGUUUAUCUUGAAUAUCCUACAUGCAUCUAUCUAACAACAAUAGUUCUAAUUUCAUAAAUCCUAUCAAUAAUAUCCCCACGGUUUCAUCCUCAUAUGGGAAUAUCAGCACUGUGCAAUCAUCACCAAAGGCUUUACCUCGAAAUCAACACACUGAAGCUUCUACACAAGUAUUUCAACGUAAUAAGUUGGAUUCUGAUAAACCUGCUUCGAAUUUGCUACCAACGUCCUAUUUAAGACGGUUAUAUAAAUUAAGUUCCAACAAAAAUAACGAUGAAACAGGUGUGUCGAACUGUAACAAUACACAGGAUUUCAAAGACAUUCAUACCAGUAAUAAAAAUGAAAUAAAUCUCCAAAAUUCAAGAACCAAGAUGUUUGACGGAGUCUAUCUUUCAGUAAAUCGUAGGACACAGCCAGGAAUUUCGGCAGCAAUUAGAUCACUGUCACAAAAUAUGAAACCGAACAUGAGUCCUAGUAACGGAUUUAUUAAUGAUUUCAACGGUGAUGAUGUUACCAACAAUACUGGUACGACUAAUAUUAAUAUUAAAGAAAAUAGUCAUGAUAAAGUAGUCACUAAUGAUAAAAAUGACAAAUCAGAAGCAUUCAGUUAUUUAACAUCGUACAAUUACCCAUUUCUCUCAAAUAAUCGUUUGUCCCCACAUUUAAGUGGAGUUGAAUACUCUUCUUCGAAGAACAAACGAUAUAGUUAUACUCCUACUUCAUUCACUAAUUACAACCAUGGUAAUAAUAAUUCCAGUAACAGUUCAACACAAACACAAACUAUGAACAAUGAAGACAAUAAUAAAUUCGCAAACCAUUCGCCUGGAGAAACGACCAAAAGUGAUUUGAUUGUGUCAAUCAACUCAACAAAGCCCAAUAAUAGUUAUAAUGAUUUAUCUAUGGCAAACAAUAAUUGUGUUUGUACAGUUAAUCACAAUAACAGUAAAAAUAACAAAUACUCAUCUUUAUGUUUACCAACAAGCAAUUAUGAUACAUUAUUUAAACGUAGUUCAUCUGCAUCACCAUAUAGGCCAUUAGCAAAUUAUCAUCCAUCUUCAUCACCUUUAUCUACUCGUAAAAUGUUAUCUAAUGAAACACUAUAUAAUAGUAACGUAAAUCAUCAUGACGGUAUAACACCUAAAUCAAAAUAUUUCGAUUCUAAAAUUUCGGACAAUAACAGUAAUAACGUAUAUCGUUCAUCAAGCAAUGGAACAACAGCUGGUACACAAACGUCAGCAACUACACUGGUACCCAAAAAUUCACUAACAACAUUGUCGUCAGUGGGUCGCAACGAGGUUAGUAAUGGAACUAGAUAUGGAAAUAAAAAUAACAACUUGCCACCUAGAUCAGUUAAAGCUAAACCGUCAUCCUGUGCAAAGCAGCUUAUUGAUGAAGCAAGCGUGGAAGGAAACAAUAAAGAGCCACAAGAACACCAUGAAUAUGGUAGAACAUACUAUAUAGCACGUCGACCUCAAGUUAUACAGUCUACUUACCAAAAAUAUUUACCACAUGCAUUAAAUAAUGAUCGUACUCUUUCUUUUACUAAUAUUUAUUAUCCCAAAACUGAUAUUACCGACGAUAAUAUAGAGUUUAGGGACAAAACAACCGAUAAAACAAUGAACAGACUACCAGAUGUUUUGAAACCAAAUUCAUAUCUUUCAAACAGCACUUUAGCUUCGCAUAAACGAAAUUCAGUGUCGUUAACUUCGCUACCAAAUGAAAUUGGUUCUUUACCUCAGUAUCCAACUGAUGAUCAUCAUUUUGAAAAUUAUUUUAAUAACAGCCUCAUUGCUAAUCGCAAUAAUUUUGAAAGUUACUCUCCGAUUCACUAUCGAAACAACUACACUUCAUAUAAUUCCCCGCGUAAUGUUCAAAAUGAUCAAAAUCGACAGUCCCAACAAACAAAUCAUUCUACAAAAUAUACUCAUUAUUACCAUGGUAAUCUCGAAGCUUUCCGAUCAUUUAGUAAUAGUCCAGAAAUAGGAAGAAAAUCUUCUGAAGGUUCUAUCAUGUUACCUUGCAGAAGCUACAAUGAAAACAUGAAUAUGAUAGCAUCAAAUUCAAAUCUUCAGCCUUGUUUGUCUGCUUCAUCACCACUCAAAAGAAAACCGUAUCAAGUUUCUUUCAAUCUUGAUAGAAACAUGUACAUCGAAUACCCUUAUUCAGAAUCAUUAACUUCAUUAGUUCAGUGCAAACGUGUACCAGGUUACAUAAGUUCAAGUGGAGUUACUCCAGGAGAAACGAAUGCAAACUAUAGAGCAUCACCAAAAUAUCCAUUCAAUUGGAGCAAUGAAAAUGGGAUAACCACAAUUGGGAAAGUUAUAAAUGGCUAUGAUACUGAAUAUUCCAAACAAAUUAAUUAUCCACCUAGUUUAUACACUUCAAGGCCUACUAAACCAAAGAAUAAUCGUUAUUCAUCACCUCCACCACAACCAAUUUUAAAUCAUGAUGAGGAUAACAAUAAUGUUAACUAUAAUACAAGUGAGCAGACUGCCAUUAUAGAUAAUUUUACACCGAAUAGUUAUAUUGCACCUAAACCAGAAAUCCGUUUUAUCGAUACAAGUUUAAGUUCGCCAGCAAACUACAGUUCAAACGGAAUUUAUCAUUCAAAUACAAAUAAACUACCAGUGUUUGGAAAAUCCCUAAACAGCUUGAAAGUGCUUCUGCCUAAGUCUACACAUCGUUUCAGCGCAAAUAGUAAUGGCGCUGGUAAUGCUAAUCUAAAUGGUGGCAAGUCAUUAUUCAAACAAACUGAGCAACAAGAUUCAGUCAAUACAAGGCAUAGUUCAGCAAUUGAUAUUUUGAAUCAAAGAUCAUCAUUUUGUUCGUAAUUCUUUGUGCCAAUUAUUUUUAUGGAAUAAAACUUUGUUUGAAUGAAUACCGCCAAUUCUAUAAAAAAUUAAUACGCGAAUAUCGAAAGUUAUAUCGUAUGUUGCUUUCAUCAAUGUCCAGGACAAAACUUUAUUUCUAUAUAGAUAUAUCACCUAAAUGCAAAAGCAUGUAUAUAAUUCUUCAUGCUAUAAAAUCAGACCUUUUCAAACUUUUUAAAUUUUGUUUUAACCACAAAAUAUCUUGAGGGAUUGGUAAAUGGGUGCCAAGAUUAGUUGAAUUUCACCUGUUUAGAUUAUUUAUUGCUCUAUUAAAUCAAAUUUCAAAUGUUUUGAUAAUUUUAAAUAUAAUUGUUGUACAUUUUGAAUAGUGACGUUUUUUUGAUGAUUGAUGGUUAUGAGAUUUCAUUUUGUUUUGAUUUGUGUCCUUCAUGUUCCCCUAAAUCAAUAUGUUAACUGAUCUUAUUUUUUGAAUAUUUUUGAGUAAAAUUGAAAGGAAUUUUGAAGUUGAUGAUAAUUCAUACUACUAAAUCAGAAAAUGCGUAUACUUUAAUAGUUUAUAUGGUUGUUAACAUUCACUAUAAAGAUACUAUUUACGCUUGCAUUCCAGUUAUUUGCAAACUUUUUUAAAAAUUGUUCAUGAAAUUAAAAUAAUACUGACUACAGGCUAGUAGUAAGAUGCUACAUUACUCAAAUUGGCAUUUUAAUCUGAAAGUAUUUCAGAAAAGUGCAAGACGUUGUCAUCACUUAAAGUUUAUGCAGGAAUGAAGUGAUAAGAUUUUGUUCGAAUAUUAAUAUUCAUUAAUUUCUCGUAAACCAAACUUGGCUCUCUAGUGUCCAG